This is a messenger RNA of Coccinella septempunctata (seven-spotted ladybird), 2399 nucleotides long. RefSeq names its product steroid hormone receptor ERR1 (gene ERR). Lineage: Eukaryota; Metazoa; Arthropoda; Insecta; Coleoptera; Coccinellidae. The transcript has 7 exons. Gene Ontology annotation, biological process: regulation of DNA-templated transcription. The record is from RefSeq and is a predicted model, not a curated record. Bases 317 to 1672 code for a protein of 451 amino acids. Gene Ontology annotation, cellular component: nucleus. Gene Ontology annotation, molecular function: sequence-specific DNA binding; nuclear steroid receptor activity; zinc ion binding.
GUUGUGUUGUUAUUACUGCAUUCGAUUAUCUCCAGCUUAUAACCCAAUCGUGAUCGCGGUCCUGCUGCUCUCUCUACGUCGCGUUUUCCAACACGACCGGCCCGGCCCACUCCAGCACGUGGGUAUCGGAAAUCGGCAUCUCCGGACCGGCUUCUCGUCAUUGUGCCGCUCGUUGCUCGAGGUUCGGUACAUUUCUAGCAGAAUUUUUUCGGCCUCCCGUUCAGAUCAUUCCUGCCGGCUCGUGAUGGGACCGUUCAGUUUCGGUUGAGGUGCGGAGGAAAAGUAGGAUAUUUUCUUGUGUUUUCCCGUCCGCCACAUGUGUGUCAUCCGACGGAACAUGGAUAGCUGGAUGCACGAAGUGGUGUCAAUGAUGACAGACACCCCUGUCCACGUGGAAGUGAGCUCGGCUGCUCCUCCACCCUCGUCAUCCAUCAAGAAAGAGGUGGAGGGUUUCGCCGAGUGCUCACCGUCAAAUAGCAACACGUAUUCUCCCAGUACAACAAUGGUGCAUGAUCCUAGCAUUGACUACCAAGAAAGCACAAAAUACGAAUUGAGCACCAGAUCUCCAGGUAGUCCAGAAAGGCAGUAUUGUUCGUCUACCACUCAGCCACACAAUGAUUCUGGUUUAGAACUCAAUGAUGACUUGAAGGCGGAAGGAUCACCAAGACGAGUUUGCUUAGUUUGUGGAGAUGUGGCCUCAGGUUUUCACUAUGGCGUUGCCUCAUGCGAGGCUUGCAAGGCUUUCUUCAAGAGAACCAUACAAGGAAAUAUAGAAUAUACUUGCCCGGCUAAUGGGGAAUGCGAAAUCAAUAAAAGGAGGAGAAAAGCGUGCCAGGCGUGCCGGUUUCGAAAGUGUCUGAGAUCUGGCAUGUUGAAAGAGGGAGUGAGACUGGAUAGAGUAAGGGGUGGAAGGCAGAAAUACAGGCGGAACCCGGAUUGUCCUUACCAGAUACAGGUGGUUUCUUCUCAAAGGUCUGUUCUUCAGCUUGAAGAUAUAAAGAUGCUCGAAGCGCUAGCGGCUUGUGAACCUGACCCUUUGGAGAUUAACACAAUGCUAGGAAAUCCAAAAUUACGUCACCUACCCAUACUCAGUGAACUUUUCGAUAAGGAAUUGGUUGGUAUCAUCGGUUGGGCCAAGCAGAUACCUGGUUUUACCGAUCUACCCAUUAAUGAUCAAAUGAGACUAUUGCAAAGUACCUGGGCAGAGAUCCUCACUCUAACGUUGGCCUUUAGAAGUCUUCCGUUAUUGGGAUCAUCAAGAUUGAGGUUUGCUACAGAUUUCACCCUUGACGAGAAGCAGUUGAAAGAGUGUGGUGCUUCCGAUCUGUAUCAAGGGUGUUCCCAAGUGAUUGAGAGAAUUGAUAGUCUAUCAAUUCUAAAAGAAGAAUACUACCUCCUCAAAGCUCUUGUGUUAACUAACUGUGAUGUUAAACUGGAAGAAAAUCAUUCUUUGAAGAAAUUCAGAGAUACUAUAUUGUCGGCUAUGUCAGACGCAGUUGGAGUACUGAGACCUUCUGGUGUUUUAUACCAAGUACAACAAUUACUUCUUUGUUUACCUGCCUUACGCCAAGCAGAUCAAAUAGUUCGUAAAUUCUGGUGCAACGUUCAUCAUCAAAAUUUAGCACCCAUGAAUAAAUUAUUCUUAGAAAUGUUAGAAGUUUACAGUCGGUAGCUAAAUUUAUGUCUUGCCUUAUGUAAGUAGAUCUUAUAGGGGGAAAACUAAAUUGUGAGUUCAAGGAAGGAAAUUUGAACAUCAAUAGAUGCUGAAAAUUUUCAGAAAAUCUACCAUUUCAAACGAUCUCUGGACAUACAGUCUGGUUAGGUGACUUGCAGUUUAUCAAGUACAUUACUACUAGAAAGAGAGUCAUCUGCUAAGAAUUUUAUCCAAUUUAUACUCAUUAUUUAUUUUGAGCCGAAAAAAUGCUAGGGUCUGUUUUAUCUUGAAUCGCCACUACAAUCUACAAUAGCCAUUAAUAAUUCAUAUGUAAUCUGCAUCCAUGAAUUUUGAUGCAAAGAUCAAUUAUCACGAAAAAUAUGUAAAUCAUUUGAAUCCGAUUACUUUUUCUGCAAUUUUUUUUGAGUACAUGGCCUUGAUAUGUAUUUUUCAUAUUGCUUAAGAAUGUAUUGCAGAAAAGAAACUAUGCACAUUCUUGUGAGAGGAACAUAUUAUGACUUUACAUGAUUUUUUUGUGAUCGGCGUAAGAAAUAUAUUUUUCUUUUAACUCAGAAUGAAAUAAAUUGUUGCAUCAAAAUUCAUCUUGGCAGAAAUUGUUUUAUAUAUACUAUUGUUUUUGCUGAAUUUAUAUUGAAUUUGAUGAUAUGUAAAAUAUUAUAUAAAAUAUUUAGAUGAAAAAUAAUUGUUGAAAAGUAGUUUUAAGUAAUAAAGUAUUUUGAAUAAA